AUGAGGCAGGGAGGGUAUGGAGGUGUUGGCUUGUGUGGAGGCAAGAUUUUCCCGAUGGCUUUUUGGGGAUGAAAGAAAGACUUUUUGGGAGUCUGGAGAGGGAGAAAGGGGGAUGUUGGCACCAGUGACGGAUGCCUUUGGGCUGGGAAGAAAUCUGGUCGGUGAGGCAUGGGGUCAGUCUUGGGGUUGGGGAAUGUCUUGGGGUCAUGGCACAGUCAGUGGGAGGCCACGUGGAUGCUGUUCCCAAAUUUUGGGAACCGGGAAGGGGGGGCCGCUGGGUGCUGACACGGGCAGUGUCAACAGGGAUGCUCUUGGGGGCAAGGGGCUCACUGUGAGCCCCCCAGGGAUGCUGCCCAGCACCGGGCUCAGCCUCAGGGCCUGGUGUGGCAUGAGACAGGAGGGAGGGGAAGGGAGGGGAGGGGAGGGGAGGGCAGGGGGCUUCUCUGGCAGCCCCCAGCCCUGGCGGAGGCGCAGCUGCCGGCUGUCAUCUCCCGGCGGGGCUGCAACCCAACGCCACCGUGCCCCGGAGGAGCACCGGGGCUCGCAGCCGCUCCCCCAACGUAACCCGAGGCGCAGCCCCGGCUGGGGGGGGGGGUUCCAUGGGGGAGGGCGUGGGUCUAUGGGGGGCGGCCCCGCAUCCCCCGAGCCCGGGCUGGGGGCUCGGGGCUCCGCACAGGUGCGGUGCUCCCCCGUGCGCAAACAGCGGGCGGGAGGGGCGGCCCCCUGCCGCCGGUGCUGGGCGGCGGAGCGGGGAUGCGGCGCCCUCCUCCCGCCCUUCCUCCUCCUCCUCCUCCUCCUCCUCCCGCCGGCAGCAUGAGCCCGGCCUUCCUCCUCCUCCUCCUCCUCCUGCCCGCCCGAGCCCGGCGGGAGCGGCUGCCCGGCGGGGCGCAGGCGGGACGCAGCGCCCCCGCUCCUUCCUCCUCCUCCUCCUCCACCUCUUCCUCCUGGGCCGCGGGGCCGAGCCGCUUCCCUCGGAGCCGCCCGGGGCGGCGGCGGGGCCGGCUGUACUGCCGGGUGGGCAUCGGCUUCCACUUGCAGCUGCACCCCGACGGCCGGGUGGACGGCGCCCACGACGCCAGCCCGCUCAGUAUUUUGGAAAUAUUUGCUGUGUCUCAGGGGAUUGUAGGAAUACGAGGAGUUUUCAGCAACAAAUUUUUAGCGAUGUCAAAAAAAGGAAAACUCCAUGCAAGUGCACGUUUCACAUCCGAGUGCCAGUUCCGGGAGCGCUUCCAGGAGAACAGCUACAACACCUAUGCCUCAGCCGUGCACCGCGGCCGGCGCUCGGGCCGCGAGUGGUACGUGGCCCUCAACAAGCGGGGCAAGGCCAAGCGGGGCUGCAGCCCCCGCGCCCGCCCCCAGCAUGUCUCCACGCACUUCUUGCCCCGUUUCCGACAGCCCCCCCCACCGCAGCUGGCCUUCACCGUCACCCGGCCCGAGAAAAAGCCGCCGCCUCCGCCACCACCACCAAAGAAAAUGGCAGCGGCCACCCCGCCACGGCAGAGCCAGGGCCCUGUCAAGUACCGGCUGAAGUUCCGCUUCGGAUAGCUGCACCGCGAGGAGGCUGCGGGGGAUUUUUGGGGAGGAGAGGAGCCUGGUACCCCCACUUGUUCCCAGAUGGGACAGAUGUGGGGACACUGCCGGUGGCUGAGGGACGGAUCGGAGCGGGCGCUGCUGCUGUGGAUGGGGAGUGAGGCGCAGGCGUUGCUCUGCUGCUGCUGAGGGAAGCCAUGAGGGGCCUCCGCCUCGGACAUGUUUUCUUGCACUGUUUUCGCUGGUGAUGCUGUCGACAAUCAUUUUCGUACAAGAGUUACGUCCAGAGCCAACCUCUCAAGUGCCGGAGGGUUUUCAAACUGUGUUGGCAAUAAUAUAUCUCUCUGUAAAGGCUGUUAAGGGGAGGAUGGCCAUUUGCUGACAUGCAGCCCCGCGGAUACACUGAUCAGAGUUUGUCUGCACACACCUGGAAAACGUUUAUGCUGAACCUGUGGGGAACCAUAAAACCUCUGCUCUCCUACCAGGGCCUCACUCUGCACUUCGUUAAUUAAUUUAAAUGUGAUGGUGGUAUUGUAAGGAAGAGCUUGGUGUGGCAGCACUGGCGGUGAAGCUGUUGCAGGUUAAUGUGAGGAGGAUGGGCUGAAAACCCCUCCUGGUCCCAGAUGGGUUUGCUGGUCAGAAGGAGGCUGACAAGGUGAAAAUAAAUGGGUAAAUACCUCUGUUAAACUAAAAGCGGUCUGUAGCUGACUUGAAAGAGUUUUAAGCAAUAAAGGUAACUUUUUGAGUGUGUCAA
Messenger RNA from Oxyura jamaicensis (ruddy duck), 2284 nucleotides. RefSeq names its product fibroblast growth factor 5-like. Gene Ontology annotation, molecular function: growth factor activity; fibroblast growth factor receptor binding. Gene Ontology annotation, biological process: positive regulation of cell population proliferation; cell differentiation; animal organ morphogenesis. The record is from RefSeq and is a predicted model, not a curated record. Gene Ontology annotation, cellular component: cytoplasm. Lineage: Eukaryota; Metazoa; Chordata; Aves; Anseriformes; Anatidae.